CAGAAUCCCAUCUUCGCCAUGAUGGGCAUUGCACAGGCUUCCCCACUGUGCGCCCGUCAUGGUUAGAUCUCGAUCUCGGCCGUGCCCCGCUGAUAGCCACCGGUGGACGUCUUAAUUAAUCCCCGUAACAGUCCGUACCUUGCUGCGAUGCGAUACGUACUUUUCGUGUCUUGGAUAGCUCUUCAAGUCAAGCGAAGCGAUAUCCAGUCUCUCGUUGAGGACACACUCGAAUUGUGCGCGGUGUCCUUUCUUGACCAUCUGCACUCAAUGUACCUGAAGAAAGCCCCGCAGUCCAAGAACGACGUCAUCUGGACUCCAGUCUCGUCGGACCUCGCCCAGGCCGCUGGUCCGUGCCCCAUCGCAAUGUCCGCUCAUCCAUCACGCCGGAGCAAGCUUCGCGGAACACAGCAACAAGUGGUUAGCCGCCUUGACGACUCACCGACGGAUCAUCUACGCAUUCGCAUAGUCUCCGUCGACGAUUGCUGCAGAGUAGAGUAUCAUCAUGAGGACAAAGGAUUGGCGCUAGCCACGCGUCUACAUCUCGACCGGGUAGAUUCCAACCUCGACGACGAGAGUCCAAGACGAGAGCCAAAAGCAUCAAUUCAUACACUAGGUUUAUAUUUACAGGAGACAGGCUAUGGCCGCUGCAGAUUUUGCGCAACAAGCUGCAGAAGUCUUGGGGUUUCAUCUCGGACGCCUACACCGGAGUCACGAUUCCCACUCAUCGAAGCACUCAUAUGAGCCUUUACAUCCAUCUUCGGCAAGGCGGACAUAGGUGUACAUCUCAUCAACGACGCCCCUGGAAUCAUGAGGAAGGCAGGGCUAGUCAGCGUCAAAGCUGAUCCCAUUACGCUCUCUAUGGGAGAGCACAUCAAGGACGACGCCGAAAGGCAGAACUUGAUUACAUCGUCCAUGAUCACCGUUUCUACAAUCACAGGGGCCGCGAAGGCUACGUCUUUCCCAGGACACAAACGAAUCAUACCAUUUCUCAGGACUGCGAGUUGACCUGCCAGGGUCAACUUUGGUCCUCAUGUGACAAACUAAGCCUUGCCACUCGCGUGCAAUCUACUUGCACUCACGUUACACAUUGGCAACUACAGACCUGUCAAAGUCUGUGCGGACAUGUUAAUUGUGUAGUAAACAAUCAGCC
Emericellopsis atlantica is the source of this 1150-nucleotide messenger RNA. RefSeq lists its product as uncharacterized. Lineage: Eukaryota; Fungi; Ascomycota; Sordariomycetes; Hypocreales; Bionectriaceae. The transcript is spliced from 2 exons. The coding region runs from base 148 to 741 and encodes 197 amino acids. The record is from RefSeq and is a predicted model, not a curated record.